UUUGCUUAGGACUGACACUUCACUACACCACAGUGGAGCUGACACUUCAACUAACCUCAAAAACUCUUUGUUUCCUCUGAAAAAGCAGCCAAACUCAAUUAACUGGACCACUUUGUAAACCCUAGUUCACAAAUAUAACCCCUUCCCGAUCAAGCCAAACUCUGUGACUUCAAUUUCUUUCUGAGUUCAUUCAUCCAUGGACAUCAUAGUGUUUUUCAUUCUUCUUGUACUUUUAACUACAACAUUUGAUUCAUUUAUAGAAUCAAAAUAUAUAGUUUAUAAUACUAGUCAAGGUAUUGUUCCUGGGAAAAUCAAUGUUCAUAUGGUUCCUCAUACUCACGAUGAUGUUGGUUGGUUGAAAACUGUUGAUCAAUACUAUGUUGGUUCCAACAAUUCUAUUCAGGGAGCUUGUGUUCAAAAUGUACUGGACUCGUUGAUUCCGGCUUUGUUAGCUGAUAAAAAUCGGAAGUUUAUUUAUGUAGAAAUGGCAUUUUUGGAGCGUUGGUGGGAUGAUCAGAGUGAGGAGGUCAGAAGUACAGUGAAAAAGCUUGUUAGUUCGGGUCAAUUAGAGCUCAUAAAUGGGGGAAUGUGUAUGCAUGACGAGGCGUCGCCACAUUACAUUGAUAUGAUUGAUCAGACGACUCUUGGCCAUCGGUUUAUUAAAAAGGAAUUUGGUGUGACUCCAAGGAUUGGGUGGCAAAUUGAUCCAUUUGGACAUUCUGCCGUGCAAGCUUACAUGUUGGGAGCACAGGUGGGAUUUGAUUCUCUUUUCUUUGGUCGGAUUGAUUACCAAGACAGAGAAAAACGGAAAAAGGAGAAGACCCUUGAGGUUGUAUGGCGGGGUUCGAAGUCCCUUGGUUCAUCUGCGCAGAUCUUUGCUGGUGCAUUCCCCGAAAAUUAUGAACCUCCCAGUGGUUUUUAUUUUGAAGUUAAUGCCGAGUCACCUGUUGUUCAGGAUAAUAUGAAAUUGUUCGAUUACAAUGUUCAAGAGCGAGUUAAUGACUUUGUAGCUGCUGCAGUAGCACAGGCCAACAUAACUCGAACAAAUCAUAUUAUGUGGACCAUGGGGACAGAUUUUAAAUACCAAUAUGCACACUCAUGGUACAGGAGUAUGGACAAGCUCAUCCACUAUGUGAAUUUGGAUGGGCGCGUCAAUGCCUUCUAUUCAACACCAUCUAUUUACAGCGAUGCUAAAUUUGCAACAAAUGAAUCAUGGCCACUCAAGACUGAUGACUACUUUCCAUAUGCGGAUCGUGCAAAUGGAUAUUGGACAGGAUACUUCACGAGUAGGCCAGCUUUGAAACGCUAUGUCCGCGUAAUGAGCGGUUACUACCUAGCAGCAAGGCAAUUGGAAGUCUUCAAAGGACGGAGCGAAUCUGGCCCGACGACAGACAGUUUGGCUGAUGCUUUGGUGAUCGCUCAACAUCAUGAUGCAGUUACUGGAACAGAACAGCAACAUGUGGCUAAUGAUUAUGCUAAACGAUUGUCAUUGGGUUAUGUUGAGGCUGAGGAGUUGGUUGCAUCUUCACUUGCCUACUUUGCAGAAUCGAAAUCAGAAACUAGAUGUGGGAAAACAUUGACUAAAUUUGACCAGUGUCCUCUUUUGAACAUAAGCUAUUGUCCUCCAUCAGAAGUCGAUUUCACAAAAGAGAAAAGCUUGGUUAUCGUUGUUUACAACCCACUUGGGUGGAAACGGGAGGACGUAGUUCGGAUUCCAAUCAUCAGCGAAUCAGUUACUGUACGAGAUUCAAAUGGAAAAGAAGUUGAGUCGCAGCUCAUACCUCUAGUUAAUGCUUCUGCAGCCAUUAGAAAUUACUAUGUUAAAGCAUACUUGGGUGUAACUCCAAGUGAGGCACCUAAAUAUUGGCUAGUAUUUUCAGCCUCGGUACCUCCUCUCGGUUUCAGCACUUACAUUGUCUCAGGUGCAAAAGGAGCAGGCAUUAGUUCUGCAAUGUCAACAACACUUACAUCAAAAGGAGGUGAUAUGAAAGUUGGGCAAGGGAAUCUGAAACUCAUUUAUGAUGAAAAUGAAGGCAAACUUACACAUUAUAUUAAUAGCAGAACCUUGGUUAAAUCACCUUUAGAAAACUCAUACAGUUUUUAUGCUGGACAUCUUGGAACCAAAGAGGAUCCUCAGGCCUCGGGAGCAUAUGUCUUCCGGCCAAAUGGCACUUUUCCCAUCAAAACUGAAGCGAAGGCUCCGUUGACUGUUUUCCAAGGACCAGUUGUGGAUGAAGUACAUCAAAGGAUCAACCCAUGGAUCUAUCAGAUCACUAGGGUCUAUAAAGGAAAGGAGCAUGCUGAGGUUGAGUUCAUCGUUGGACCUAUCCCUGUUGAUGAUGGAACUGGGAAAGAAAUUGCAACACAAAUUACAACUAACAUGGAUACAAAUAAGACAUUCUACACAGAUUCCAGUGGACGGGAUUUCAUAAAAAGGAUUCGAGAUUAUAGAACAGAUUGGUACCUGGAAGUGCAUCAGCCUGCCGCCGGAAAUUAUUAUCCUAUUAACCUCGGGUUAUACAUUGAAGAUAAAAGCACAGAGCUCUCAGUUUUAGUGGACCGAGCUGUAGGUGGAUCCAGCUUAGUGGAUGGACAGAUAGAGCUCAUGCUCCACAGGAGCUCGAGGAUGGAAAAGUUCUACUUCGGUUGGCACACCUAUAUGAGGUGGGAGAGGACGCUGAUCUUUCUGUAAUGGCUCUUGUCAAACUGAAAAAAUUGUUCCCUAACAAGAAGAUAAAGAAGGUAACAGAGCUGAGCUUAUCUGCAAACCAACAAAGAGAAGAAAUGGAGAAGAAGAGAUUGGUUUGGAAAGUAGAAGGCGCUUCAGGAAAAGAACCGGAAGUUGUGUUAAGGGGAGAACCUGUCGAUCCUACGAAACUAGUGGUGGAGUUGGGACCAAUGGAAAUACGAACCUUCACAGUUGAUUUGGAUUACAUAUACCUGAAAGAUGAAAAUGUUUCUGUAGGUUCCUCUCACAUUUAGAAUGACCGUCCUCUUCUUGUUGAUUUGCAAGUUUAAAUGUUGCAGAGAGAGAGCUACUCUUCAAACAGUAGAGGUUGCAAAUAAUGUCCAGCUAAAAUAAUGACAAACUGAAUUUUCCAUCA
This is a messenger RNA of Papaver somniferum (opium poppy), 3104 nucleotides long. RefSeq names its product probable alpha-mannosidase At5g13980. Gene Ontology annotation, biological process: mannose metabolic process. The record is from RefSeq and is a predicted model, not a curated record. Lineage: Eukaryota; Viridiplantae; Streptophyta; Magnoliopsida; Ranunculales; Papaveraceae. Gene Ontology annotation, molecular function: NAD+ poly-ADP-ribosyltransferase activity; alpha-mannosidase activity; carbohydrate binding. The coding region runs from base 197 to 2692 and encodes 831 amino acids. The transcript has 26 exons.